This is a messenger RNA of Sinocyclocheilus grahami, 2257 nucleotides long. It is a transcript of the gene lima1b, whose product is annotated as LIM domain and actin binding 1b. Lineage: Eukaryota; Metazoa; Chordata; Actinopteri; Cypriniformes; Cyprinidae. The record is from RefSeq and is a predicted model, not a curated record. The transcript is spliced from 11 exons. The coding region runs from base 116 to 2047 and encodes 643 amino acids.
ACUGGAAAGUAUUUUCACUGCUUUGAAGCCAGGAAAGUCAGACAUAAAAUCACAUAGAAAAAGUGCAGACAACAGAAUAUCAGGACACUGCAUCUAUUAACAGCGGGACAAAACAAUGAAAGAGAUGGAUGUGGGGCCAUUUAGCAGGAAACAAUGGGCAUCACAAUCGUUACGAAUCACAGCCAAAGAGCUCUCAUUGGUUGGGAACCGUGGCAAGAAAAAUGCCAUCACUGAGCGCUUUUCCAAAUAUCAGAAAGCCGCUGAGGAGGCAAGUGCAGAAAAUAAAAAAUCUGUUUCACUACAGGCGCCUGUUAAUCAUCUCCCACCCCUCCAUCUCACACACAUCCCCCCUUUCCUUUCCUUUCUCUUCUCUCUUUCCUUCCUUCAUGUGUUCAGUUGGGUGCAAAAAGAAGCGAACAGCGGCUCAGGGGACGUGGACACACAAAUGGGCAACAAAGGUACACCAAGUCUGAAGCGCAGCGGCUCUAUCAAGGACAGGAUGGUGAAAUAUCAAUUGGCGGUCACCAGACAGGCUUCUUUUACUGUGCCACGCUCUGCAAACCAGUCAGAAACAGAGAUUCCCUGCAUGGAUCAUAAGGAGAUUUCGCCACCUGCUGCUGAUGGACAGAUAGUGAGCACACUCCCUGAGUCAAUUUGCACAAAGAUAAAUGGAGAGCAUGUACACACAACAAGUCCCAGUGCAGCAACUGCUGUAUCAGAGAACAAGGACCCUCCUAAAUUGGCCAGGAAAUUUCACCUGCUUGUCCAGGAAAGAUGUGUAUCCUGCCUGAAGACUGUUUACCCAUUGGAGAAAUAUGUUGCCAAUCAGCAGAUUUACCACAAGACUUGCUUCCGCUGUGCCUUUUGUAGUACAAAACUCAGUUUGGGGACUUAUGCUUCCCUACAUGGCAACAUCUACUGUAAACCUCACUUCAGCCAGCUAUUCAAGUCUAAGGGCAACUAUGAUGAGGGCUUUGGCCAUCGACCACACAAGGAAAUUUGGACACCACGAACAAACGAGGAGGAACCUGAGGAAGGUGAAAACUCAAAGCCCUCUGUGUUAGUGAAGCCUGCAGAACAACUGAGCCCUAAAGUGGAGGAGUCAGGACUGGCCAAAUUCACUGACCUGGCUGCAGCUCAAGAGACAAGAAGUCAAAUGACCAGUUCCACAGAAAAACCACAAACCACUUCUGUAGAAACAAGUAAACUGAGAGUCGCGUGGCCACCUCCUGCAGACAGUGAUGGAAGCUCCAAAGUCUCCAGUCCAGCCACUGAAGUUGGAAAGGGUUCAUCCAAGCUUUUCAGAGCAAAGUGGCCUCCAGAGGAGGAAGCUCCACCUGCUCAGCAGAGCCAUGAACGAGCAGAACUGAAAAGUCUGCGACGUAGUUCCUCACUCAAAGAGCGGAGCCGUCCCUUUUCUGUGGCACCAAGCUUGGCAUUAUCCAAUGCUUCAAAACAAGAGUCACAAUUAUCUCACAAGGUUGCUUUGGUCAGACGAGGCUCGGUGGAGGAUCUUCGUUCACGGUCAAAAGUGAAAACAGACCAAACUGAAGUGCAAAAAGAGGCAAAAACCCCAGAUGAAAACACAAAGGACAGCGACAACCAAUCCAAGGAGAAUGUUGAGAGUCCAGCCAUAAUUGAUAGGAAAGAAAAGAUGUCCCCUUCUAUUCUCAAACAGACACAACAAACAAAAAAGGAAGUUGAGCCACAACAAACAAAAAAUGAAGCUGAUCUACAACAAACAAAUAAAGAGUCUCGGACUCAACAAACAAAAAGGGAGCUUGACCUACAAAAACAGGAGGUUCAGAAAGGUCAUGUGGAAGAUGAGGAAAAAACGGUGAAUUGCUUAAGCACUUCUCCUGAGCUCCAGACUUCCCGAGACACAUCCUCUCCAACUGUGGAAGAAAAAGCCCAUAGGACAUCUCAGGAUGUGGGCUUCUGGGAUGGCAAGGAGGCUGAGGAGUCCCUGACUGUAGAGGAGAUGAUCAAGAGGAAUCGCUACUAUGAAGAUGAAGAUGACGAGGAGGAAGAAGUGGCAAUAGUUUGACAAUUUAUGUCUUCAAUCCCUUCCAUUUAUUAUUUACUCUGAAAAUAUAACUGGUAUAAAUUCAACAUAAUAAAAAAAAAUACAAGUAUUUUAUUAUAUUUUAUCCAAGCACUGUGGUACUGUACAUCUUUUCUUUAAACUUCUUUCUUGGAACUUGGAACUAUCACUACUUUUUUGUAUUUUAUUCUUUGACAGCCAUGUUUUCUUUUG